AGUGAGAGGUUGAUUGGUUCGACCAAAAUUCUUCAAAGUGGUGUCCCAGCAUGGCUGCAGUCUAAUGACUGACACAAGUAAAAAAUAAAAGAUAAAUAUUAAAUAAUUUUAUAAUACUGAUUUCAAAUUUCGGGAAAAAAAAAUAAGCCCAGCAACUUUGGAGGAAGGAGUAAGUCGAUUGCAUUGAUUCCAGUGCUCAACUGGUACUUAUUUUAUCGGCCCCGAAAAGAUAAAAGACGAUGUUGACAUCAUAGUUUGAAAUAUUGGCGAAAAGUUUAGUCCGAUGAGAGUUAUCCCCCUGUUUGUUGUUGGGUGUGUCUCAGGAGUUACCCGGCUUAAGGUAUUGUCUCAUCGGUACUUUUUCAUCAUCUUACAAGAUUCUGAUUGAUAAAAAAUGUCUGGUGAUCUUUAUAUUGGCAUUGAUGUAGGAACUGCAAGUGUAAGGGCAGCACUUUUCCAAAAUAAUGGAACACUGAUUGCCAAACAUGUCAGUAAAAUCUCCAUUCACAAUCCACAACCAGAUUAUUAUGAGCAGUCAACAGAAAACAUUUGGGCUGCUGUUAUUUGUUCUGUCAAGGGAAUAAUGUCUUCUAGUCAAGUAAGUCCCAAAGAUGUGAAAGGUAUUGGAUUCGAUGCAACGUGUUCACUUGUAGUUCUGGAUGCAAAUGGUCAGCCUUUAACUGUUAAUCCUUCAGGAAAAAAUGAGUGGAAUGUAAUUAUGUGGAUGGAUCAUCGUGCCAAAGAUCAAGCCGAUCGGAUUAGUGAAACUAAGCAUGAUGUUCUCAAGUAUUUAGGAGGCUCUAUGUUUCUUGAAAUGCAGACACCCAAACUUCUCUGGCUAAAAGAGAAUCUUUCAGAUACAUGGCAAGCAGCUGGAUCUUUUUAUGAUUUACCAGAUUUUCUGACCUGGAGAGCAACUGGCCAUGAUUCUAGAUCAUUAUGUUCAGUAACAUGUAAAUGGACUUAUCAAUCAUCUGAGAAUGGUCAAGGAAAUUGGAACAGUCAGUUUUUUGAUUUAAUUGGAUUGCAAAAACUAACAGAAAAUGAUUUUGCUAAAAUUGGUAAAGAAGUAAAAUUUCCAGGAGAAAAUGUCUGUUCAACUGGUCUUUCUGUCGCAGCAGCUGCUGAAUUAGGUCUUUCUCCAGGAACAACUGUUGCUACAUCCAUCAUUGAUGCUCAUGCUGGAACACUUGGUUCUAUAAAUUGCAAGCCAAGAGGAAUGGUGGCACCACCGCUGCUUAAUCGGAUGUCACUAAUUAGCGGCACCUCGAACUGUCAUAUAGUGUUAAGCUCAUCUGCCAAAUUUGUACCUGGCGUGUGGGGUCCUUAUUACUCAUCAAUUCUGCCCCAGCUUUGGUCAACUGAAGGUGGUCAAAGUGCUGCAGGUGACCUGCUUGACCAUAUUGUGAAAAAUCAUGCUGCAUUUCCAGCUAUUAAAGAAAAAGCAGAAAAGAGAUCAGUGCAUACUUUCACCAUUCUCAAUGAAGCACUUGAAGAUUUAAGACAGCAAAAUAAACUAUUAUCUGUAGCUUUGCUCACGUCGAAGUUACAUAUGUGGCCAGAUUUCCAUGGUAAUCGUUCACCACUUGCAGAUCCUACACUACGAGGAAUGAUUUCGGGAUUGAGGCUGUCAUCUUCUCAGAAAGAAUUAUGUUUGCAUUAUUUAGCUACAGUACAAGCCCUUGCUUAUGGCACCAAACAUAUCAUCCAAGAACUUGAAAAAUAUGGGCACAAUAUCAAUGUGGUGCAUAUGUGUGGAGGUCUGAGGAAUAAUUCCUUGCUAGUGCAAACCUUUGCAGAUGUUGUUGGAAUACCAUUUGUUCUUCCUGAUAUGGAUGAAUCAGUGUUGCUAGGAGCAGCUAUUCUUGGUGCAUUUGCCAGUGGAAAUUACUCUAGUAUUCAGGAAGCUAUGGAAGCAAUGGGUGGAGAAGGCUCUGUUGUCAUGCCAAAUAAACAGGACUUCAGUUACCAUGAAAAGAAGUACCGAGUAUUUCUCCAGAUGUUAAAUGAUCAGAAAGCUUACCAAACCAUAAUGGAAUCAUAGAAAGAACAUCCUAGAUAAAAAUAUCUCUUACAAUUUAUAACAAUUGUCCCAGGAAUAUUGAAUUUGCAACCAUUGAUUUCUUUCACAAAAUUUAUAUCAUGGCUGAUGGAAAUUAUUUUCAGAUCCUAAAUGAAUAAGUAAUUAGUGAUUUAGUAUUAUCAUAAUUAAAUGUCAAAAAGUUUACAUCAUGACUGAUGGAAAUUAUUUUCAGAUCCUAAAUGAAUAGGUAAUUAGUGAUUCAAUAUAAUCAUGAUUAAAAUUUUGAAAAUUUAAUAAAAAUGGAUAUUUUUUUUAAAAA
Molecule: messenger RNA, 2342 nt
Organism: Octopus bimaculoides (California two-spot octopus)
Lineage: Eukaryota; Metazoa; Mollusca; Cephalopoda; Octopoda; Octopodidae
Product: FGGY carbohydrate kinase domain-containing protein
Biological process (GO): carbohydrate phosphorylation; pentose metabolic process
Cellular component (GO): cytoplasm
Molecular function (GO): D-ribulokinase activity
Source: RefSeq, a predicted model, not a curated record